Odontomachus brunneus is the source of this 2672-nucleotide messenger RNA. RefSeq names its product beta-1,4-galactosyltransferase 1-like. Bases 288 to 1280 code for a protein of 330 amino acids. Gene Ontology annotation, biological process: carbohydrate metabolic process; glycosphingolipid biosynthetic process. The record is from RefSeq and is a predicted model, not a curated record. Lineage: Eukaryota; Metazoa; Arthropoda; Insecta; Hymenoptera; Formicidae. The transcript has 2 exons. Gene Ontology annotation, molecular function: N-acetyl-beta-glucosaminyl-derivative 4-beta-N-acetylgalactosaminyltransferase activity.
ACUAUAAACACCGGCCUAAAACACCUGCGCAUGAGUGGCGAUGUGCCUUGUCAGGCUUACAACCAAAGAGAGAGAGAGAGAGACGCACCUUGUCUGUCGUUUGCACCUCAUUUGUCAGUAUACUCUUUCCAAGUGUCAAUUUUUUGAGAAUACGAAUUUUUCUCGUUUCUCCGCGAUCAUCAGAUACGCAUAUGCUCGUACGAAACUCGAAAAGCACAGCACGCAUUUAACGCGUCGCUCUGAGUAUUUCAACUGAUGUGUAAAUCGGCGACCGCGUAUAGGUUAGGAUGAGGGGCCUCGCGAAUGUCCUGAAGAUGCUCGUCGCAUUCUUUUACAAUUAUGCACGCGGGCUGUCUUACACCGUGACGACGAUACUCGUGCUGUGUUACUGCCUUCAUCCGGCCCGAUUCGCGUCUCACUACACCUUCAUCAAAGCCGAGAACAUUUACGAGGAGAUGGAGAGGUCGUAUCCGCCGCGGGACAACUCCUGCGCGAUCCCCGUGAACGGUAGACGACCGUCUCAGCUGCUGUACCCGGAGGAGCAUCCCAGAGAAGACCCGGUGGCGAUGGCGCGUCGCCUCGGCAUCUUACCGGGCGGUCAGUGGAAGCCCCUCAACUGUCACCCCCUCUUCAAUGUGGCCAUCAUAUUGCCGUAUCGCAAUCGACAGAGUCAGCUCGCUGUUUUUAUGAAUUACAUACAUCCGUUUCUGCAGACGCAGAAUCUCGACUAUCGGAUAUUCGUCAUCGAGCAGAGCCCGAUGCGGGAAUUCAAUCGCGCCAAGCUCUUCAACGUCGGCUACGCCGAGGCUACCAAGAUCAACGACUUUCACUGCUUCAUCUUCCAAGACAUAGACUUGAUACCGCAGAAUCCCGACAAUAUCUACGCGUGCACCAAGAUGCCCAGGCAUAUGAGUUCCAGUGUAAAUAUCUUUCGAUACAAUCUACCCUACACCGGCUUGUUCGGCGGUGCGAUAUCGUUAACGAGGAAACAGUUUGAGAGAGUGAACGGUUUCUCUAACGUUUUCUACGGUUGGGGCGGAGAAGACGACGACUUUUACAAUCGUCUACAAUCCAGAGGUUUUCAGAUCACACGAUUUGGACCUGAUGUGGCACAGUAUUAUAUGUUGACGCAUAAAAAGGAGACUCCCAGUACUGCAAGAUUCGCAAAUUUGGAGAGCGGUGCGCGAAGAUACGACACUGAUGGACUUAAUAAUCUGGAAUACAGAGUAUUGAAUCAUCAGUUACGGCCGUUGUAUUCCUGGAUUCUGGCUGAUGUGUAAUUUAUAGGUGUAAGUUUUUUUUAUCCAAUGUACCGUAACAUAUCUUUCUUAAAUCAGCUAUGAUUAUAAAUUAUGACAUAGCACAACACUAUUUUUUAGAAACAGAGUGAACUGCUAGAUUCAUCAAACACGCAUAAUUGUUAGUUUGCUGUGAUAGAGAUUUAUGUUUAAAUACCACAAUAAUUUUUGCUAAUGUUGAAAAAUAUUCGCAUUUUGUGCAGUGAGGAAAUUUCAAACAAUCACAAUUUGAAUAUUGUAACCAACAUUUUGUAGUGUAUGUGAGUCUGCAGUCACAAACGCUUUUCCGAUAUCAGUAUUGAUAGUAGUGACAAUAGCGGCAAUAGUAAUUAACAGUUUGUACAAAACUUUAAAAAGAGAAAUAGCAUAAAAAGAGAAAAAGCAUAAUAAUAUAGUUAUGUAAGUGAUAAGGAUUAAAGACUGUGUAAUCAUCAGAAGCGUUUCUUUCAUGUAACUCAUCAGAAUAAGAGAAAGCAAUACCGUUUGGAAAUAUCUUCUGAUACUCAAACUAUUAAACAAUUGCUGCACUAAAUUUUAUAUAUAUUUAAUUUCAACAUUUUUGAUAUUUUAAUUACACGUUACAUUUAUCAUAUGAGAGAAUUGCAGUUGUUUAAUGGUACAAAUUCAUUCCAUAGGAAAUACAUUAUUAUAGUCUUUGGUGAAACCAUGCUUACCUCAUGACCAAAGAUGUACUAGUCUUAACAUAUAUCUUAUGUUGUAUGAUUAUGAUAGUACAAUAAUAUUGUAUCGAUUAUUUCUAUGAAAAGUAUAAAUAUUAAAAUAAGUAGAUUUUUGUUAUAAAACAAACUUUGACGAAAUAUUUUGUAAGUACUUAAAUAUAAAUGCAAUUAAAUUAGAAAACUCUCUUUAUAUAUAAAUAUAUAUAUAUAUAUAUAUAUAUAUAUAUAUAUAUACACAUAUACAUAAGAACGCUCACUCUUUACUAAUAUUUAUAGCACUAAUUUAUUACUACAAAUAUGAUUUUCUACACAAAUCGUAAAUAAAAUAUAAUAUAGAGGUAUUGAAUAUUUUGUUUUACAUUUCUGGAGAUGUGAACAAAAAAUAAUAGUGACAGAAUAAUAAUUAAUUUAAGUAUAUUGUUACGACGAUAAAAUAUAUUGUAAAAUUAAUACGCGUUUAAUAAUUAGAGAAACAUACAUUUGAUGAUCUGCACUUGUAUCUUUUAAUGCAGAAAUUGUUGAGCGGAUAUACUGUAUAUUUGGAAAAUUUUUUUAAAUAGUUUUUAAAUAUUUAUGUAUUUAUUGUUUCUAAGUUUCUUCUGAAAAUUGCAGAUCUCAUGCAUAUUAAUAUUGUUAAGUAUUACAAUGUCUAUCACAGGACAUGUAGAUUUUAAAUAAAUGUAAAAAGAUUUUA